UUUUUUUGAGUCAUCCAUAUUGGCAUUCAGAUCAGCAAACUGCAUCGGAGUACUGGGAAGGAUUAAAAGUGAUUGUGCAGCAAUUUGGAGUGUCUAUUUGUGAUAAUAAUUAGUGUUGUAAAAAGCUAAACCCGCCCUUCGUAUGUUGCGGGUGUUGUGCGCUACUGUAUCGGUGCGAUAAAGGGCAAAAAAGUGCGAAAUCCAAUGGUGUAAAAUCGUAGCGGGCGGAAUCCAUCCGAUAUCUGUGUUGUGCUAAAUUUCUGCUCCUGGUGGGUUGACUUGAUUGUCGCUGGCUGCGUAUUUCGACAUUGUUCUUCGACCGCUGGUUCCUUGUCCUGGCAGUUCGACCGAAGAAUAGACCACCAGCGCGCGGGGACCGAUUUAGAUACGUAUAAAGGCGAAAAAAAAAUCAGGUGUACAACAUGUCGGCGGGACCGUAUAACUAUUCCUACAUUUUCAAAUAUAUCAUCAUCGGUGAUAUGGGCGUAGGGAAAAGUUGCCUUUUGCAUCAGUUCACCGAGAAGAAAUUUAUGGCAAGCUGUCCGCACACAAUCGGCGUUGAAUUUGGUACCCGCAUAAUUGAAGUCGACAAGCAAAAGAUUAAGCUGCAGAUAUGGGACACAGCCGGACAGGAACGCUUCCGAGCGGUCACACGAUCAUAUUACAGGGGAGCGGCUGGUGCACUGAUGGUUUACGAUAUUACCAGACGGUCUACCUACAAUCACCUGUCGAGUUGGCUGACCGACACUCGCAACCUGACUAACCCAAGUACUGUGAUAUUUCUGAUCGGCAACAAGUCGGACCUGGAGAGCACCCGCGAGGUGACCUACGAGGAGGCGAAGAAGUUUGCCGAUGAGAACGGGCUCAUGUUUGCCGAGGCCAGUGCAAUGACCGGCCAAAACGUGGAAGAAGCAUUCCUGGAGACGGCUCGCAAAAUCUACCAAAGCAUUCAGGACGGCCGUUUGGACCUGAAUUCGUCCGAAUCCGGCGUACAGCAUAAACCGGCCCAGCCGGGACGAACCUCGCUCAGUGGAGAUGCGCAGAACAAUAAGGACAACUGCUCGUGUUAAUCAGAAUCUUGUGCGCACCUUUUAUUGUGGUCCAGUUUUAAGGGGAAUGAAAAUCUAUUCGAUUAUCUGCUAGUGCGCUGCCCGGUGCGCUCUGUUGUCGUUUUGCCAAAGUGAGUCCAACGGAUUUGGGGGAAGAGUCUUUAUGGAUUUUGUGUCCGUAGUGCGGAGGUUUGUAACUCAACCUUAGAAUAGAUAUAACCGAAAGUUCUUUGAUCGGAAUACAAAUCCUUUUAGAGAGUAGUUCAACUGGUAAAAGUUAUGGAGCAGUUACGAAAUGUUUAUUUGUUGUUGAUUUAGUUCUGAGUUUCUGAAACAAUCUUUGUUAUUUGCAAUACGUCCCAUAGCAAAAGAACGAUUUUAUGAUUUCCUGUACCAAUAUUUGUUAGAUAUUUUAUUUUAAACCGGUAGCGCAGCACCAGUAUGCACUACCCUAACGAAGUACGUGUAUUAUACGUGUAUGUCAAGCAUCUUAAACAAUAUUAAACCAAUGUUUACUGCAUAACGAAGUAAUACAACAGACCUAUGAUGUAGAUGAAGUAUAAACAAUUUUUGUAUAUAUGUAACCGAAUUUCGCAUGAGAGAAAAGUAUCAAUAAAUACUGUAUUACCCGAUAAGACAAUUAUGAUGAACCUGUUUGAAAAUUGGAGAUUUUGACUGUGUUUUCGAUUGCUUUUGCUAGUGCUGUUACAGCGUUUUCUCGAAAUUUUCUCAUUUAAUACUAAUAAUCGAAGCGGAUAUUCGGAAAGUAGCCACCUCCAACCAUAUUGGAAGCGUCCAUCAUUUUCUAGUACAAAGUAUAUGUUUAACACAUCCGAAUCUACAAUUUUACAUCACCAGAAUUGAAUUGCCCAUGUUUUAACGUGCAAUUUCUCGCACCUCUAUUCCAUUAUACCUUAAAACACGAUUGCGAACUGGAAAUUGCUGCAAUCUGAAAAAAGAGCCUAAUCCGGUCGUAAAAUUGAUAUAAAAAAAUAAAUAGUAAAGUUUGAAGCGGUAAAAAGUAAAAAAUCUUGAUCUUAAAAGUAAUAGAAUCCAUACUAAAGUAUUAACUGAAAGUGAACGGAGGAAGGCUAGUAAAAUGCGCCUGUGACGUGAUGUAGAUGGUAAUCAACCGUUAUUACGAGGGGAAAAAGUGAGCAUAUAAUUUUAAAAGGGAAAAGAAAAUAUUAAACGAUAGUCUUGAAUAAAACAUCAAAACUGACAUUUAGAAUCUAUCACUAGGAA
Molecule: messenger RNA, 2294 nt
Organism: Aedes aegypti (yellow fever mosquito)
Lineage: Eukaryota; Metazoa; Arthropoda; Insecta; Diptera; Culicidae
Gene: Rab14
Product: ras-related protein Rab-14
Exons: 5
Coding region: 423-1070 (215 amino acids)
Biological process (GO): defense response to bacterium; phagosome maturation; Golgi to endosome transport
Cellular component (GO): Golgi apparatus; recycling endosome; phagocytic vesicle
Molecular function (GO): GTPase activity; GTP binding
Source: RefSeq, a predicted model, not a curated record